Molecule: messenger RNA, 2490 nt
Organism: Crotalus tigris (Tiger rattlesnake)
Lineage: Eukaryota; Metazoa; Chordata; Lepidosauria; Squamata; Viperidae
Product: potassium voltage-gated channel subfamily D member 2-like
Exons: 5
Coding region: 1-771 (256 amino acids)
Biological process (GO): potassium ion transmembrane transport
Cellular component (GO): voltage-gated potassium channel complex
Molecular function (GO): voltage-gated monoatomic ion channel activity involved in regulation of postsynaptic membrane potential; A-type (transient outward) potassium channel activity
Source: RefSeq, a predicted model, not a curated record
AUGGUGCCGAAGACAAUAGCUGGGAAGAUAUUUGGUUCCAUUUGUUCUCUCAGCGGGGUCUUAGUCAUUGCUCUUCCAGUUCCAGUCAUUGUCUCCAACUUCAGUCGCAUCUAUCAUCAGAACCAACGAGCCGAUAAGCGCAGGGCACAAAAGAAAGCCCGGCUUGCAAGGAUCCGUGCAGCAAAGAGUGGGAGUGCAAAUGCUUAUAUGCAGAGCAAAAGAAAUGGCUUCCUCAGUAACCAGCUGCAGCUAUGUGGUGAAGAACAAGAGGCCUUUGUUAGCAAAUCUGGUUCUUCCUUUGAAAUCCAGCACCACCAUCUGCUUCACUGUCUGGAAAAAACUACGAAUCACGAGUUUGUGGAUGAUCAAAUCUAUGAAGAAAGCUGUAUGGAGGUUUCUACAGUCAACCGGCAAACUAGCCAUAGUCCUUCUCUCUCUUCUCAACAAGGAGUGACAACCUCUUGCUGUUCCCGGCGACAUAAAAAGACAUUCCACGUCCCAAAUACCAAUAUAAUCAGCAGUCGUCCAAGUAGUGUCCAAGAACUCAGCACUAUUCAGAUCAGGUGCAUGGAAAGAACACCUCUGUCAAACAGUCGAUCCAGUUUAAAUGCCAAAAUGGAAGAGUGUGUAAAACUAAACUGUGAGCAGCCUUAUGUAACCACAGCAAUAAUUAGCAUCCCAACACCACCUGUGACUACCCCGGAAGGAAACAAUAGACAGGAUUUUCCAGAGUAUUCAGGAGGAAACAUCGUUCGAGUAUCUGCUUUAUAAAACAGGUGGAAUAAAGACCACUGAGUAGCUGUCAAGAUUCAGAAGAAGGAGAGAUGUAUCUCUGGGUUAAACAGAACAGCCACAGAUAAUGGAAGGAUUCCAGAGAUACAAAAUAUUCUAAGUUUUCAAUAUUGAACUGUGUGCAGUGAACAACCAAAUGGAAUUUCUAUAUGAACUGGACCUUUUCUGGAAUAAACUCUUGUGUGACUCUUUUCAUUUACUGUAUGAGCACAAUGAAAUGUCUCCCAUUAAAGCUUCUUCUUACCAUGGGGAUAUAGAAAAAAAUCUUUUUAAUAAAAUAUCUAAAAAAAAAGACACAUACCACCAUUCAGACAGUUUAUUUUCCAGCCAAAUGCAAAAUUAAGGAUGGACCCAGUUUUGAUAACGUGUUCUCUUUUUUCCUAUUGAUAAACCAUGAACUCAUCAAUCAGCUGACUUCAAAAGAGAGAGAAAUGGCUCAUCCAGUAUGAAUACGGAUUGAAAGAAACAACUCAUAUGCAUGUGAAAAUUCUUUGGAGCUGAAUUUACUUCUUUGUUUACUUCAGACUAGGCAUGAUAACAUUUUACUGUAAAAAAGGGGCAUUUCUGUGCACUUACAAAAACUGAUUGUUAAUGUUCCAUGGUGUACAAAUAACCUGCUGGAGAGGGGUGGGAUGGGGAGAGAAAAAUUUCAUACUCAAAACACACAUUAGUGAACUUGAGGUGUUCAGUUAGUUUAGUAUUUAUGAUUGUUUUCCCUUGCUUCCUCGGUACUGUUACAACUGCAAUAAUUCAAUGUACAUCUGUUGUAUCAGGAAUCAGUCUUUUAUUUAUAUACCAUAUUUUUCCGUCUAUGACACGCCCCCUUGUAUAAGACGCCCCCUUGCAGCUUCAGCCUGAGCUGCGCUGGUGAAAAACUGGGUCAUAGAAGGUGGCUUCAGUGGGACUGGCAUCCUUGGGGCAGUGCGAUCCUCCAGCACCAGGCGGCAUCUCGGGCCAGUGAUAUCCUGCAUCAGGCGGCAUGGCAGCAGUAUGUAAAGAACCCAAACAGGCAUGUGCUGGGCUGCGGAGGUUACCAUUAUUUUUUUGUGUAUGAGAUGCUGCACUUGUAUAAGAUGCACCUGAUUUUUGAACAGGGUGUUUGCAGGAAAAAAAUAGCAUCUUAUACACAGAAAAAUACUGUAACUGCACAAAGUCAGCUAUAAAAUAAAAGCCCACAUGGAUAAUCAAUACAUUAUGUAACAUGAGAAAGUUUAAUGUUUUAAUCAUUUAAGGCCAACAAUAAUUCUGUCAGCUUUUUUUGUUUUUCUGUUAUCCUACUAUUCCUCAAAGCCAAUCUUUGCUUUUCAUUAUUUGUUUUGUUCUCCUUUGAAUAUGGAGUUUUCCUAUGUGUUUUUUUAAAAGCUUGAUCUAUAAGCAUCAUUCUAUAAUGUUUGUUUUCUGAACUAAUUAAGUCUUCCUAAUGUGAUGUUACAAGUAGCUGAGAUCUGAUGUAAAACUAACGUGGUAUAGCAGUUAAGUCCUCUAAAACAAGGCUUUUCAACCAGUGGUACGGGUACCAUCUGUGGUACAUUGGCACCUGGCAGGUGGUACGCGACCAUCCUAGAAAAGUGGUAGCAGAGGAGGGGAAUGAGCUGAACUGGUGGUAGCACCUGACAAGCCUGAUCGAGAAAUGGCUGGAGCUGCAGGGCUCAGUGGAAACGCCAGGAUCAGGGCCACUUUCCAGCUGAUCGGCGCUUC